This is a messenger RNA of Morchella importuna, 378 nucleotides long. RefSeq lists its product as uncharacterized. The transcript has 3 exons. The coding region runs from base 1 to 378 and encodes 125 amino acids. Gene Ontology annotation, biological process: cellular response to nitrogen starvation. Lineage: Eukaryota; Fungi; Ascomycota; Pezizomycetes; Pezizales; Morchellaceae. The record is from RefSeq and is a predicted model, not a curated record.
AUGUCUGAACUCCUCGACUUCAAGUCCACCUACACCUCCACCGAGCGGCGCCGCGCCUCCGCGGCAAUGCUCAUCUCGCGCCCCUCGCACAUCCCCGUCAUCUGCGAGAAGGCGCCAAACUCCAAGAUGGAGGGCCCAAACCUCAUCAAGGUGCUCAUCCCGCCGGAGCGCCAGGUGGCCUACCUGCUGCAUCUCAUCAGGCGCCGCACAAAGAUUGCGCCAACGCAGGCGCUGUUCUUGCUUGUUGACGGGGUGCUGCCGCCGACGAGUAUGGAGCUGGGCGCCCUGUUUGAGGAGAGUAGGGAUGCGGAUGGGUUCAUGUAUGUGGUGUAUACGAGUGAGGAGACGUUCGGAAAGACGGAGGAGACGGAGGGUUAG